CCCUAGCCUCCUUCAUUACACCCACUAAACCCUCCUACCUCACUCUCACCACCACUAGCGCUAGCCAGCUUAAACAGCCGGGAGCAAUGGCGUCCAGGACCUUCUCGGCGGCCUGCCUGCUGGCGCUGCUGGUGGCCAACACGUUCCUUGCCGGCGAUGCCUGCAACAGCUGCCAGCACCAGACCCCGCCGCCGGCCACCCCGUCCCCGCCCCCGCCAUCGCCGUGCCCACCGCCGCCAUCGGGCGGUGGCGGCACUGGCAAGUCGUGCCCCACGGACACUCUGAAGCUGGGCGCCUGCGCCAACGUGUUGGGCCUGGUGAGCGUCGGCGUCGGCAAGCCCCCCAGUGGCGGCGGCGACAAGUGCUGCAGCCUCCUCGGUGGCCUGGCCGACCUCGAGGCCGCCGUGUGCCUCUGCACCGCGCUCAAGGCCAACGUCCUCGGCAUCGUCCUCAACAUCCCCGUCAAGCUCAGCCUCCUCCUCAACUACUGCGGCAAGACCGCCCCCAAGGGCUUCCAGUGCGCUUAAAUCCACCUGCCGCUCAACCAAAGCAAGGCAUGCAUGCAUGCAUCGCCGGUGCAUGCGUCCAUGCAUGUAUGUCGUUAUCUUCUUUAGUCGUUCAUUCCAAAUUUGAUUUCAUCAUGCAAUCGGUCGGUUGUUAAGUAGUUUUUCGUUCGUGCGUGCGUGUGUUCAUUUAUAUGCACUGGUUAAUGGUGACAUUAAUUUGUCUUAGUUUGGCUGUGUACUACGUACAAGAGAUACAUACGAUUGGGUGCGUGUGUGUGCUUCAACAGUAAUUUGAUUGAGCAUGUGUAACACUUGUAUUUGUUUGAUGAAAUGUAAUUUGCAGAAUAUUCAUUCAUUAGUCGUA
Messenger RNA from Hordeum vulgare subsp. vulgare (domesticated barley), 870 nucleotides. Its product is annotated as putative lipid-binding protein AIR1B. Bases 87 to 527 code for a protein of 146 amino acids. The record is from RefSeq and is a predicted model, not a curated record. Lineage: Eukaryota; Viridiplantae; Streptophyta; Magnoliopsida; Poales; Poaceae. The transcript has a single exon.